CUAGCUCCUGCCGCCGGUGAUCGAUGCGCGCUGCCUGGCGCCGCCGCUGUGGCUGUUGGGGCGGGCCGCUGCGCCGCGGCCUGCCUCCGCUCCUGCUCCGCUGAGCAAGGCGGCGGCCCCCGUCCCGGUGACCGACCCCGGCCGAUUCCCGCGCCCGUGGAGGAAGGAAGGAGGGGUGGGGGGGGGGCGGCUCUCUGCUCCGCUGCCUUCGGCUCUCACGCACUGCCGCAGCCAUGACCACGGAGGACGAGAUCAUCCGCAUCGCCAAGAAGAUGGACAAGAUGGUGCAGAAGAAGAACGCGGCUGGAGCUCUUGAUUUAUUGAAGGAGCUUAAAAAUAUUCCCAUGACCCUUGAGUUGUUACAGUCUACCAGAAUUGGAAUGUCAGUGAAUGCGAUACGCAAGCAAAGCACAGAUGAAGAAGUUACAUCUUUAGCAAAAUCUCUUAUCAAGUCUUGGAAGAAACUGUUAGAUGGACCUUCAACUGAUAAAGAAUCCGAAGAAAAGAAAAGGGAGGCUGCGUCUUCCUCACAAAACAGCCCUGAAGCAAAAGAAGAAAGCAGUUCGAGCAGCAAUUCCAGCAGCAGGAAGGAGGAGGGUAGUGCUCCCUCAAAUUCUUUCAUCCCUUCUUUUCCCCGGGCUCCAAGCACUUCGGAUUCUGUACGAGUGAAAUGUAGAGAAAUGCUCUCUGCAGCUCUCAGAACAGGAGAUGAUUACAUUGCUAUUGGUGCUGAUGAGGAAGAGCUGGGUUCUCAGAUUGAAGAGGCUAUUUUUCAAGAAUUAAAAAACACUGAUAUGAAAUACAAAAAUAGGGUACGAAGUAGAAUAGCGAAUCUCAAGGAUGCAAAGAACCCUAACCUAAGGAAAAAUGUGUUAUGUGGGAACAUUCCUCCUGACAAGUUUGCCAAAAUGACAGCGGAGGAAAUGGCAAGUGAUGAGCUGAAAGAAAUGCGCAAAAAUCUGACCAAAGAAGCUAUCAGAGAGCACCAGAUGGCUAAAACAGGAGGUACCCAAACUGAUCUGUUUACAUGUGGCAAGUGCAAAAAGAAGAACUGUACAUACACCCAGGUUCAAACCCGCAGUGCUGAUGAACCCAUGACAACAUUUGUUGUCUGUAAUGAAUGUGGAAACAGAUGGAAGGUAAGACUGUUAGACUGCUCUGCAUAUUUGAUAGCAGACAGCCAGGCUCUGUGCUUAAUUUUGGUUUACAGUAAAUGACAAAUGAAUUUCUGUUGGCUUCUGGUUAUUUCUUAGCCCGUUAACGAUAAUACAUGUUGAUAUUGUAAAAUAGUUUUAGGUUAGAAAAGUAUUUUGGACUGAAGUUGAGAUCACACAAGUAGGGCAGUGGCAAAGGCAGAGAGAUGUCAGGACAUUGACUUAGUCCUUAUGACCUUUAGUUACAGUGUUGCUCUGCCGUACAAAGUAGUAGCAAGUUAGUCACUGUUUUCUAUUUCUUCACCCAAAGAUGUUCUAGUUUUAAUCUCUGAUUGGAGGAGUGGAAUAGGCCUUUUUAGACCUCUUGUUGUUGUUUUGACUGUUUUUCUGUUACUCUGAAGAGGGGGUAAAGAAGAGAUGACUGCCUCUAUGUUCCUUUGUCAGGAUAAGUGUAGGGCAGUGAUCACUUGAUUUAAAUUUUUUAAGGUCAGGAAAUGGGAAUUGUAAAAGCUUCUAAUGUACACUGGCAGUCAGAGUGGAGAAACACUGAAGUGAAGGCCUGUAAAAUUUACAAUUUAAGAUGUGAUAGUGUAUCAUGCUUCAUAUUGCAUGCUCAUUCUGUUAUUUUUCUGUGUUAAUCCUGCAGCUCUGCAGAACCAUAUUACACAGCAUAAGUUAAGAUUACUACAUAGAAAAAAAUAUUUUUAAUCUUGUUUUACAUACCUUAUUACUGAAUAUUGUUCAAAUCUAUACUCCAAGAUAUCUAAAUAAUUUAUAAAGCUUAGAAAUUGUUUGAUGCAGUACCCAGAAAAAUCAAUUUGUCCUUAAAACCUUCUGUAAGGCGGUGGUUACAAAAGUGUCCAUAUAAAGAUGCUUGAGUGAAGGAAUAGAUGUGUUAUAAGCAAAUGCUUUAACUAGUAAUUUCCAUAUCCUAAGUAUGGUGUCAUAUUUCUGUUUCUUCUUGUAAAGAUUUAGAAAUAAGCUGUGU
Tyto alba (common barn owl) is the source of this 2142-nucleotide messenger RNA. RefSeq names its product transcription elongation factor A1 (gene TCEA1). Bases 234 to 1217 code for a protein of 327 amino acids. Gene Ontology annotation, cellular component: nucleus. NCBI's taxonomy places the organism in Eukaryota, Metazoa, Chordata, Aves, Strigiformes, Tytonidae. Gene Ontology annotation, molecular function: nucleic acid binding; zinc ion binding. The transcript is spliced from 9 exons. Gene Ontology annotation, biological process: DNA-templated transcription; positive regulation of transcription by RNA polymerase II; transcription elongation by RNA polymerase II. The record is from RefSeq and is a predicted model, not a curated record.